This is a messenger RNA of Myxocyprinus asiaticus (Chinese sucker), 4265 nucleotides long. Its product is annotated as zinc finger protein 521-like. Gene Ontology annotation, molecular function: RNA polymerase II transcription regulatory region sequence-specific DNA binding; DNA-binding transcription factor activity, RNA polymerase II-specific. Gene Ontology annotation, biological process: regulation of transcription by RNA polymerase II. The record is from RefSeq and is a predicted model, not a curated record. Gene Ontology annotation, cellular component: nucleus. The transcript has 3 exons. The coding region runs from base 228 to 3065 and encodes 945 amino acids. NCBI's taxonomy places the organism in Eukaryota, Metazoa, Chordata, Actinopteri, Cypriniformes, Catostomidae.
GAGAGUGUCCCCGGUGGCGCAUAGCAUAUGGAGUUAUUCUGUUGGUGUAUGCGGGGGCGAGUCCCUUUGCUCGUGAUAUUAAUGGUGUUUCCCUCUAUUCCACUCCCUAAAUACAGCUCUCGAGAUUUUGGUGUUGUUUGCCACCGUUCGUCUUUUGCUGCGUUUACAAAUAGUGGACAGGAACUUAACGAAUAUCCUACUGAAAACGGCUGACGUCCUUUAUAAUAAUGUCUCGUCGAAAGCAAGCGAAGCCCAGAUCUCUGAAAGGCCAGGACGACAAGUUAAACAUUAAGGAAGAUGGCGAGAGUGUGGGGAAGAAGCAUUGCUCCUGGGAAAGGAAAAAAGAGAUGGAUGAGGAGAGGGAAAAACUUGGACAAGAGAAGGAUGAAGGUGUGAAAGAGCACAAAUGUGUAGAGAGCAUACAGGUGUCAGAAUCCUUCACCCAGCAGAGACUAAACUACUGCCACAGUUUAGAAAAGCCUAAUGUUGAGGAAGAUCCCAUUUGUUGCUUAGCUUUACCUCUUUCCUCUGGUCACUCCUCCCCUGACCAUGAAGAUGGAGGUGACCUUUUAUUUAAAGUGGAAGAUUUGCCGAAAUGCACAAUGAAAAACAGAGAUCACCAGAGGGUAAACAUCCCUUUGCUUGGCAACAGUUUUGUUCCUCUUGAAAUAUCCCAAACACAUAUCAGUGAGACACCAACAGACAGCAAACAGGGCUUCAGUGACGGAUAUGAUCAGGUUAGUGCAAUGUCCCUUCAACAUCACUCCAUUCUAAAUGAUUCACAGAAUAACAAGGAGGACUUUGAGAACUGGCAACCUCCAAAUAUUGCCACUCCACACUAUAGCUUCUCCAGUCCAGCCAAUCCAAUGGCAUUUAAACCAAUAGCUCCUUGUGCACAAAAGCAAAAGUCUCCGUUUUUGUCAAAAAACUCUUUUGGAAUCCAAUUCACCAAAAAGCUCAAGGUUUUCAACAAUUGUGCUCAUUGUCACUACCAUACGGACUCCAGAAGGUAUGAGCAGACCCAACACAAGGAGAUGGACAAGGAGAUCCACUCUAGUCAAAUCUGUUCUGACAUCCCGACUUUUCCUUCUGAAUUAAAGGAACACCAGAAAGAGGCCAAUGUGUUACUACGCCAUUCGAUGCUGCUUGAAGCAUCGAUCACUGCAGCAGUUCAGACGGUCCUCCAGUGUCGCUUUUGUCCGAAAACUUUAAAAAACCUUAAAGCCCUACAAGAUCAUGUUCACCAGUCACACAACUCAAAUUCUGUAAUUGAGAGCAACGUCUUUUUCUGCUCGCAAUGCUUCAGAGGAUUCCUGACAAAGGACACACUUGAUUAUCAUAUACAGCAAGCUCAUUUUAAAAAGACCUUGUCGCUUGAUCCAUAUCUCUUAGAAAAAAAUGCAGAAAGAAAGGCUUUGCUCUUCUGUUCUGACUGCACACAUUUGCCUACCUUUAGUGGGAAGCAAAAACUAAUGCAGAAUAUCAAAAAGACACACAAGAAUAUGAACUUUAUGAACCUCAAAUCAGAAAAGAGGACACGGAGUCCGACAAUCAAGAGUCCGGCCGAACAAACUGGCAAGGGUGCCCUUCCGUCAACCAACUUAAUCUGUGACCACUGUGGGGCUAAAUAUACCAGUCUAGAUCUGUUUCAAACUCACUUGAGUUCCCACCUCAAAAAUAUGCUUCCAAAUCUUACUUGUCCAGAGUGCUUCAAGGAUUUCCCAAACCAGGACUCUCUGAACGAACAUGCAGUGACUCAUUUCAGCAAUACAUCCACUCUAUACACCUGCGAGAGCUGCAGUAAGUCCUUUAUCAGUGUCAAAGACUUACACAGACACUUACACGAGAUGCACACUCUUGAGUUUUACCGCUGUUCCCUCUGCCAGCAGGUAUUCAGAACUAAGGUCUCCAUGCAGGUUCACCUGGCCUCAAAGCACAAUACCAAGAGAACAACGUUCCACUGUACGUGCUGUGAAUGGAACUUUGAGCAAGAGUAUGACUUACAUGUGCAUGUUAAACAGAAACAUCUAGACCAACAAUGCAAGGUAUACUGCUGCAUUUUCUGCGCAGAAUCCUUUAACACGGACAUUGAGUUACAGUGUCAUAUCACCGCACAUAGUGACAAAAGCAGUCCGUGCAGUACCAAGAGCAACUCUUCCCUUGAGGUGCCCUUACACAAGAAGCUCCUAGCCAAGAGUCAGAGCGCUGAAGGUAACAAUGUGACCCCUCCACCUGUCUCCAAAUCAGUUACCAAGGACAGCACUGGAAUGCUGCCAGUGAAUAAUGAAAUAAGAGACAGUAAGUUGGAAUCACUGUUACGCUCUCCUGCCGAAAGCAAAGGGAAUGUGACUAUGAGUGAUCCGAUGUUUGCCUGUGAAAUCUGCGGUGCCUCGUACACCAUGCAGUCCCUGCUUGCUAACCACGAGCUGCGAGAUCACCACAUUCAGCCAGGGGAGAGUGGCACUCUGAGGCGCAAAGUGGAGGCAAUCCAAGGGAGCCACAAAUGCAAAGACUGUUCCAAGACCUUCUUCACUGAGCUGGCACUGUGGGAGCACGUCCAGACUCAUCUAGGCCCCACCAAAAACUGCCAAUGCCCCAUCUGUGGAGAGCGCUUUCCCUCACUGCUAACGCUGACUGAACACAAGGUCACCCACAGCAGGAGCUUGGACACUGGCAACUGCCGCAUCUGCAAGCUUCCUCUUCACAGUGAGGAGGACUUCCUGGAACACUGUCAGAGGCACCCAGACCUGCACAACUCACUGACAGGCUUUCGCUGUGUAGUGUGCAUGCAAACUGUCACCUCCACUCUUGAGCUGAAAAUUCAUGGAACUUUCCACAUGCAAAAGGUCCAGGGUGACGGUCUGACCAGCAGCUACAUAGAUCCCUCUGAUUUUCAUCCUGACCCUCAAAUCUUCUCAAAGGUUGAAAUGGUGAAUGUUAGCAGGUUUCAGCAGAGACAAGACAACAAGAACAAAAUUUCUGUAGUCAACUGUUGCUCGACUACGGCUCUCAUACCAGAGGAGAGAAGCAAUAAGAACGCUCUCACUCAGACCACACCGGUUUGAGGCAAAUCGUAAAUAAUUACUUGUAAAGGACGUCAAAUGUGCUCUACUGUUUGCUUGUGUACUGGAGUAUCUGUAUUUAAUUCUACAGCGUGCUAUGUUUUUAAAGGAACGUUCCAGGUUCAAUACAAGUUAAGCUCAGUAGACAAUAUUUGUGACAUUAAGUUGAUUACCACACACAAAGACUCUACCCUGGUUUAUUUUUUAAGAAAAAUCAAAAAUCGCUGUUACAGUGUGAUACUUACAGUACAAUGGAGGUGAAUGGGGCUAGUCCAUAAACACUAAAAUACACACUGUUUUAAAAGUAUAGCCACAAAACAUAAAUAUUUUAUGUGUUAACAUGAUUUUAGUGUGAUGCAAUCACAAAUUUGUGAAUGGUGAUCGAGUCAGUUACUAACAUUCUGCCUAACGUCUCCUUUUGAAAGCCAUACGGUUUGGAACAAUAUGAGGCUGAGUGUAUUAUGACAGAAUUUAAACUUUUAGGUGAACUAUCCCUUUAUGCCUUAAAUGUGUGAAUUUGAAGAUAUUAAAAAAGGUUUUGAGAGGCUUUGAUUUUCUCCCUCUCUGUUAUUAAAGAUGUUUCUGUCUUUUGAGACACUCUGCAAAUUACUAAUAUUCCCAAGUGCAAUGCUAAUCUUUAUUGGACAGUUCUGAGGUUCUGAACUCAGGUUCAAGAGAUUUACAGCCAUAUUUGGGUUCUUUCCUCUCUCUUUAAGUUUAUGAAAAAUCCUUAUGUGUUAAGAAAUGGAACUGGAUCUUUGGUGGAUCUUGGCUAUCUAGACAGUAAUGAGUUGCUGAUGACUGGAGCUGCAGAUGCACAGAGGGAAGGAAAAGAGGAUGAGAUUUGUGUGCAAUGGGACUUGAUGUUCUGAGGGAAAGAGUCAUUAGCAAUGUUCCAUCUAAAUGAAAUCUGCGCAGGCUUCUUGGUGAAUGUUAUGGAUUAGAUGUAGGGCUUUUGGACAGUGACAUCUGAUAAUCACCAAACUAUUUUUAAUGUUACGUAUUAAUCAUUUUUAUUAUGUUUUAUUACUUUAAUAAUAUUCUAUAAUUUUUUAGUAAUAUAAUUUUUUUCUCCAUUUUUAUCACUUUAAUUUGGGCAAAUUUUCAAAAUCUCAGAUAUUUGUCUUGUUCUAUAACUGUAUAAGAUGUUGUACCGCAAAAUAAAAUACAAUAAAUAAAUAAUGGUCUAUGUGGGUAAAUGUG